Molecule: messenger RNA, 828 nt
Organism: Cryphonectria parasitica EP155
Lineage: Eukaryota; Fungi; Ascomycota; Sordariomycetes; Diaporthales; Cryphonectriaceae
Product: PTPLA-domain-containing protein
Exons: 3
Coding region: 128-790 (220 amino acids)
Biological process (GO): very long-chain fatty acid biosynthetic process; fatty acid elongation; sphingolipid biosynthetic process
Cellular component (GO): endoplasmic reticulum membrane
Molecular function (GO): 3-hydroxyacyl-CoA dehydratase activity
Source: RefSeq, a predicted model, not a curated record
GCACGAUCGACAGAUAUUGGACCUCCUUCCUUUCACUCACCCACUCCCUCAAUUUUCUUCUUCUUCUGUUUCUUCUCUCUCUCUCUCUCUCUCUCUCUUGCGGCCAGGUUGACACAGUCCACACACGAUGGCCUCCUCCAACAACGCCGGUGGCAGGCCCAGCAAGCCCAUGUCGUCCGUCAAGAGGACCUACCUCGUCGCCUACAACGCCCUCUCCGCCGCGCUGUGGUCCGUCGUCCUCGUGACCACGGCACAGACUCUUGCAUCCACGGGGCCCAAGGCGGUCUACCCUGCCGUCGGCGAAUGGACAAAGUGGACGCAGACCCUCGCCGGUCUUGAGGUCGUGCACUCGGUACUUGGCAUCGUCCGCGCCCCCCUCGUCACGACCCUGAUGCAAGUAGCCUCCCGCUUCGCCCUCGUCUGGGGCGCCGUCCACUCCUACCCGACAAUCGCCACCUCCCCGGCCUACAGCUCCAUGCUCCUCGCCUGGUCCACCACCGAAGUCAUCCGCUACGCCUUCUUCGCCCUCUCGCUGUCGGGCCUGGCCGAACCCCCGUUGCUGCAGUGGCUCCGCUACAGCGGCUUCUACGUGCUCUACCCCGUCGGCAUCUCGAGCGAGCUGUGGGAGCUGUUCCUCGCCUUUGGCAUCGCGCGCGCCGAGCGCGAUGUGCCCACGUGGGUCGUCAUUGCUGUGAUCAUGGCGACGUACUUGCCUGGCGCCCCGAAGCUGUAUGGGCAUAUGAUGAGGCAGAGGAGAAAGGAGCUGGAGCUUUCAUACGGAGCGUCAUGAGUUCAGUGGGUAGCCAUAUGGGAAUAGAUUUCUUGUCC